AUGAAGCUCUUCAACCGUCUCUGCGCCGCGUUCUUCGCGGUCAGCAUGGUGCUGGAACCAUGCUGGGCCCAGUCGAGCACCCCGGUGGUCUACACCGACCCCGCCACGGGCAUCACGUUUGAUACGUGGACAGUGCCCACGAGCCAGACCGCAGGCGGUCUCACCUUCGGCGUGGCCCUCCCCAGCACAGCGUUGACGACAGACGUGACCGAGUUCAUCGGAUACCUGCAAUGCGCAUCCACCGACGCCACCAAAACAGGAUGGUGCGGCAUCUCCCUCAAGGGAAGCAUGACCAGCAACCUCCUCCUCAUGGCGUGGCCGUACAAGGACGAGAUCCUGACCUCCUUCCGCUUCAGCUCGGGCUAUACCAUGCCCGACGUGUACGGCGGCAACGCAACCCUCACGCAGAUCUCAUCGUCCGUCAACGCAACGCACUACACGCUGCUCUUCCGCUGCCAGGGCUGUCUCGCGUGGAACCACAACGGUGUGACGGGGUCUGCGCCAACCAGCGCCAAACAGCUGGUGCUCGGGUGGGCGCAGUCCGUCGCUGCGCCGGGGAACCCGUCCUGCCCUGCGGAGAUUACGCUGCAGCAGCACGAUGCGCAGGGGAUCUGGGUGGCGAAGCUUGAUGCGUCGGCUGCUAGUGCGUCGUAUGAGAAGUGGGCGGCGCUGGCGAACAAGACUGUUCCUGGUGAUUGCUCCGGUGGCGGUGGUGGCACGGGUCCUGUCGGAGUGCCAGUGCCGCCUGGAACGACAUUUGAUUAUGUCGUUGUCGGUGGUGGGGCCCCGUCCUCCGGCCGUUGGGGUGGAACCAUGAAGCCUGACUGGCUGGUUGGGACUAACCUGACUCGAUUUGACGUGCCGGGGCUGUGCAAUCAGAUUUGGCACGAUUCCGCAGGGAUCGCCUGCGACGAUAUCGACCAGAUGGCGGGUUGCGUUUUGGGAGGAGGGACCGCGGUUAAUGCGGCCUUGUGGUGGAAGCCAUACCCCCUUGACUGGACCUACAAUUUCCCCGCUGGCUGGCAAGCGGAGGACAUGGUCUCGCCGACAAACCGGGUCUUCAGCCGCAUCCCCUGGACCGUCCAUCCUUCCGCAGACGGAAAGAUCUACAUGCAGCAGGGCUACAAUGUCAUCGCGGGCGGGCUCCAAGCAGCUGGCUGGACGGAACUGACCCUGAACGACAACCCAUCGUGGAAGAACCAUACCUACGGCCAUACCCCAUACAUGUUCUCCCACGGCGAGCGCGGCGGCCCCAUGGCGACGUACCUUGUGUCUGCCAGCAAGCGAAGCAACUUUAAGCUUUGGAUGAACACGACCGUCAAGCGAGUGGUUCGCACGGCCGAUGGGCACGUCACUGGUGUGGAGGUGGAGCCCUUCCUGGAUGGCGGAUACGAGGGCGUCGUCAACGUCACGGCGAAGACGGGGCGUGUCGUUCUUUCGGCGGGGACGUUUGGCUCGGCUAGGAUCUUGAUGCGAAGUGGUAUUGGACCGGCGGAUCAGUUGGAUAUCGUGAAGAGCUCAAGUGAUGGACCCACGAUGAUCGACAAGUCGGCCUGGAUCAACCUUCCCGUGGGCAUGAAUCUUGUGGAUCACGUCAAUACGGAUACUGUUGCUACGCACCCCGACAUUGUCUUCUAUGACUUUUACGCCGCGUACGAUGACCCGAUCAAGAGCGAUGCGUCGAACUAUCUCAACAAUCGGAUCGGCGUCCUAACCCAGUCCGCCCCUAACAUCGGUCCAAUUUUCUUCGACGAAAUCCGCGGUGCCGACGGCAUCACCCGGCAGAUCCAGUGGACCUCCAGAAUGGAAGGAGGCCAUGGCACAGCCGAUGACCACGCCGUCGUCAUGAGCCAAUACCUCGGCCGUGGCUCUACCUCACGCGGACGCAUGACCAUCACCGCGAACCUGGAUACCGUCGUCUCGACGCUCCCUUACCUGCGGGACCAGCACGACGUCGACGCCGUCAUCCAGGGCCUCAUCAACAUGCAGAAUGCGCUCAAGGGGGUCGGGCUGAACUGGACCUAUCCUGCGCCGAAUAUCACGGCUGCAGAGUUUGUCAAUACGAUGGAAAUCACGGCGAGCACCAGACGCGCGAAUCACUGGCUGGGGACAUGCAAAAUGGGCACCGACGACGGAAGAAAGGGCGGCACGGCGGUGGUGGAUACCAAUACCAAGGUUUACGGCACCGACAACCUGUUCGUCGUGGAUGGGAGUAUCUUCCCCGGUAUGGUCACUAGCAAUCCCUCGGCGUAUAUCGUGAUUGCCGCUGAGCGUGCGGCGGAUCGGAUUCUUGCGUUGGCUACUUAG
Messenger RNA from Aspergillus novofumigatus IBT 16806, 2307 nucleotides. Its product is annotated as cellobiose dehydrogenase. The coding region runs from base 1 to 2307 and encodes 768 amino acids. Gene Ontology annotation, molecular function: oxidoreductase activity, acting on CH-OH group of donors; flavin adenine dinucleotide binding. The transcript is spliced from 12 exons. Lineage: Eukaryota; Fungi; Ascomycota; Eurotiomycetes; Eurotiales; Aspergillaceae. The record is from RefSeq and is a predicted model, not a curated record.